Molecule: messenger RNA, 312 nt
Organism: Ambispora leptoticha
Lineage: Eukaryota; Fungi; Glomeromycota; Glomeromycetes; Archaeosporales; Ambisporaceae
Source: the annotation of a GenBank genome assembly
AUGGAUAAUUCUAAUCGUAUGGUUGUAACAAUUGUUGAAAGUAAUAAAGAACUUUCGUCGAAAAUUAUUUAUUCUGACCGUCAUCAUGAAGAGUUUCGAAUAUCGUCACAGCAUAUUUCCAAAAAACAAAAAAGAGAUGACGAUUCAGACGACGAAUAUUCUCGCCGACUGCAUAAACAUCGCAAAAAAUCAAAUAACUUAAAGCAACAUUCUUCCGCUUUUAAACAACAAGAAAAUCCUGAUUCCAAUUAUUCUCUCACUUCUAAGAAACACAAAAUGCAAGAAGAAACUAAAUUCGGAAAAUCCCAAUGA